This is a messenger RNA of Epinephelus moara (kelp grouper), 2585 nucleotides long. It is a transcript of the gene caprin1a, whose product is annotated as cell cycle associated protein 1a. The transcript has 17 exons. Lineage: Eukaryota; Metazoa; Chordata; Actinopteri; Perciformes; Serranidae. Bases 167 to 2077 code for a protein of 636 amino acids. Gene Ontology annotation, cellular component: cytoplasm. Gene Ontology annotation, molecular function: RNA binding. The record is from RefSeq and is a predicted model, not a curated record.
AGCCUCCACCGUUAGCUCAGCAGCAGCUAAGCAGCCAUUGGCUAGUGAGAGCGUGAGCAUCCUUCUAGAAAAAUACCACUGAAAGUAAAAAAAAAAAUACGGACUACUCCUACAGCUUACGUUAAAUCCGACAAAAGAAAUCUCUUUGAAGACAAAGAGUAUAAAGAUGCCUUCAGCGAUGGUUGGCAACAGUGCUGUCCAGUCUGCCAUCACAGACCAGGGAAAUGGAAGUAAUUCAGAGGCCAUGAAGCAGAUUCUUUGUGUGAUUGACAAGAAGGUUCGCAAUAUGGAAAAGAAAAAGUCCAAACUGGAUGACUGUCAGGCAAGGAAGAGUAAGGGGGAACAACUGAAUCAGGAUCAGCUGGAUGCCUUGACGAAGUACCAAGAGAUCACCAACAACCUUGAGUUUGCUCGAGAAUUGCAGAAGAGCUUCAUGGCCUUGGGCCAAGAGAUCCAAAAGUCAGUGAAGAAGACUGCAAGACGGGAGCAGCUGCAGCGGGAGGAGAUGGAACAACGGCGGCUGAAGACAGUAUUGGAGUUUCAGUUUUUGCUGGACCAAUUGGGAGAUGAGAGUGUCAGGCAGGACCUUAAAAGGCCUGAUGCCACCGGUUCCCCCUUGCUCACUGACGCUGACCUCACAUCCCUUGAUGAUUUUUACAAACUGGUGGGACCUGAUAGGAACUAUGACGUCAGGUUUACUGACCAAUAUGAUGAGGCCUCAGUACACUUGUGGGAACUGCUUGAGGGCCGGGACAAGGCUGUGGGAGGGACCACAUACAAGAUAGUGAAGGCUACUCUUGAGAAAGUGCUGCUGAGUGGUUACUUUGACAGAGCACAAACUCAUCAGAACGGGACGUGUGAGGAGGAGGAGGAACAAGAGGAGCAGACUGUUGUGGCUGAGUCUAAUGCUGGGACGCAGCCAUCAGAACUUGAAGGAACAGCUACUGAAAAAUUUGCAGAGCAAAUUCAAGUGGAAACCACAGAGUUUGUAAACAGACAGUUCAUUCCAGAAACUACGUACAGCAGUCCAGACAAAGACCAAGUGGAUGAGUGGACAGUGGAGGCUCAGAUGGUGAAUUCCCUCCAGCACCAGCCUCCUGCCCAGCUGGCUAUAGAAUCAACUGUUACUGUGAACCAUUGCAGCCCCCCUCCGGCCGCUGACCCAGUGGUCAGGAAGCAGGCAGUGCAAGACCUCAUGGCUCAGAUGCAAGGAACAUACAACUUUAUGCAGGAUUCCAUGUUGGAGUUUGACGGCCAGGCUCUGGACCCGGCCAUUGUGUCUGCCCAGCCAAUGAAGCCUGUGCAGAAUGUUGACUUGCAGCAGAUGGGCUGCCCUGCAGCCCACUCAGAGUCCAGACUUCCUCAAACAAGUGUCGUGUCCGGACCACAGGAAUCCUCACAAGCCUCGAUGUCUCUGCCAUCUGAGCAGUCCCCUGCCCCAUGUUCCUUGUCCUCUGCUUUCCCACCCGUCUCCAAAUCCACCCACACUGGAGGCAUCAAUGUCAACGCCGCACCCUUCCAGUCAGUGCAAGCGGUAUUUAAUCUGAAUGCACCCGUACCGCCAACCACUGACGGCCAAGCAGAUCCUUUGAAGCAGCCUGGCCAAUUCCCUGGUGGCUAUGGACAGGGAUUUAGCAGCCAGUCAGAGAGUCCUGUAAACCAGCCGGACAUCCCACAGGAGACAUUACAGUCAGUUGUUGGUGGAUUCCAGCCCCAAGACCAGGUCAUGCCCUCAGCAGCAGGCCAUGAAGAUUCCUCUCCAGGCGCAGCGUUCGGACAGUCGGGACAGUCCUUUUACAACAGCAGGGCUGUGCCCAGGGGUGGACCCAGGAACAGCCGUGGCAUGAUAAAUGGAUACCGGGGCUCCUCCAAUGGAUUCAGAGGUGGAUAUGACGGCUAUCGCCCUCCUUUCUCAAAUGCUCCCACCAGUGGUUAUGGUCAAACCCAAUUUAACACGUCUCGGGACUAUUCCAGUAACACCUACCAGAGGGAGGGAUAUCAACAAAACUACAAGCGGGGAACUGCCCAAGGACCUCGAGGUUUGUCUAGAGGAAAUACUCAAGCAAUGCGAUCCUAAGGACCGUCAAGUCGCGCCACGUUUAACAUUCAGGAUUUUUGAAUGUGUUCGCCCCAGCUCACUUUUAUAACAAUGUUUUGUUUCUCAUUGGUAAUCUUAUUUUUUUAACUCUUGGCCUACUUAUCAGAGUUAGCCUGCUUUCGGUCUGUCCAGAUCCUCUUAAUGUUCUAACACAAAAUGCUGAACUUCACCACAUGUAGAAUGAUCAGCAAGUCUGUGUGAUGUAAAACAACAAAUAGAUAUUCCUGUAAACUUGAAAGAUUUCAUUAAUUUAUUUUUUGUACAAAAUAAAUGCAAAAAAUACCCUGCCACUGUCGAUCUGAUUCCAUGAGAAUGAUUUUCUUCUGCCCUGUGCUGUCAGCCACUUUUUUUCCUCUUGAUCUUAUAAUUUUUUGUAAACGCAUUUUUGUUUGUCUUUUCUUUUUUUAGCCCUUUGUCACCUCUCGCACCAUCACCUCUUUGUACGCUGUCAUGGUUGAGACUGUUUCAAUAAAGUUGUGUUCUAUUA